This is a messenger RNA of Plasmodium malariae, 1233 nucleotides long. RefSeq names its product protein phosphatase 2C, putative. The record is from RefSeq and is a predicted model, not a curated record. The coding region runs from base 1 to 1233 and encodes 410 amino acids. Gene Ontology annotation, biological process: protein dephosphorylation. The transcript has 9 exons. Gene Ontology annotation, molecular function: protein serine/threonine phosphatase activity. Lineage: Eukaryota; Apicomplexa; Aconoidasida; Haemosporida; Plasmodiidae.
AUGAGUAGAAUUAAUUUAAUAACCACAAAGGAGGUAUCUGAAAUUGUCAGCUGGUAUACUCACGUCUGUGCCGGGACUAUGCAAGGGUAUAGAGCAACGGAGGAAGAUGCAACGGUUAUAUUAGCGACUCUAAAAAAUUUUCCGUCAUGCAGGAUGUGCACUAUAUUUGAUGGCCAUAUAGGAAAAGAAACAGCUUUAUAUUGCGCUCGAAAUAUAGCUGAUUUCAUAGGUAAUUGCCAAUCCUUAAAUGUUCACAACAUAACAAACGCGUGUAUACAGCUGGACAAUGAAAUUUUGAGUAGUAAUUUUGCUAAUAGUGGAUCUACAGCAAUAAUUGCAAUAAUUGAGAAAAUUAUGGACAAAAAUGUUUUUAAGCUUUAUAUAUGCAACUUGGGAGAUUCUCGGGCAAUGCUAAUAAAGAACGACGGUUCAUUUAUUUCGUUAAGUGAAGAUCAUAAACCUUAUAAUAAAAAAGAAAAGGAAAGAAUUGAUAAAAUAGGAGGAUUUGUUGAAAAUGGUAGAAUACUUGGAUACAUUGGUGUGUCAAGAUCAUUCGGGGACAAAAAAUAUAAGAGGUCAAGUUCUCCGUAUAAUCCGCACGAGACGAUGAUAACAUGCAUACCUGAUAUAAAAAUUUUUUAUGCAAAUUCUGAUGAUAUUUUGCUUUUAGGAUGUGAUGGAAUAUUUGAAAUGCUUUCAUGGAAUGAUGUGGCAAAAUAUAGUUUUGAAUGCAUCAAUAGAUAUACGUUAAGUGAUGCUGUAAUUAAUAUUAUAGAUUAUGCCUUAUUAUCAGGGUCUAAGGAUAAUAUAACAAUUCAAAUAAUAAAAUUUUUUAAUGAUGAGGUAGAGAAUUUCCAUUUUAGAGAAAUGUUGAUACCAAGUGUAUAUAUCCAUAAUGAGAAAGUAUCAAAAUAUGAAUUUUAUGGACAGUUUUUAAAUAAAUAUAAUAUAAAUGAUAAAAAUAUGAUCAACAACUUAAUGGAAAAUUGUACUGAAAUUAAAGAAAAAUGUUAUUCUAUUGAACCAUUUUUAAAAGAAAUCAGAGAAAAUAAAAAUGCCCAUAUCAUAUUGAAUAGACGGAAUAACAAGAAGAUAAAAUAUUUAACAUUGCCUAUACUACAAGAAGAUCUUGAAACAAAUAACGUUUUUAACAAAAUGGAUCAGGAUGAUUUUAAUAACAUGAGAGAGUUUUUUAGAGAAUUCGACAGAAAAGUUGAAAUAACGAAAUGUUAA